Messenger RNA from Euleptes europaea (tarantolino), 1195 nucleotides. It is a transcript of the gene NFKBIA, whose product is annotated as NFKB inhibitor alpha. Gene Ontology annotation, molecular function: protein binding. The transcript is spliced from 6 exons. The coding region runs from base 1 to 990 and encodes 329 amino acids. NCBI's taxonomy places the organism in Eukaryota, Metazoa, Chordata, Lepidosauria, Squamata, Sphaerodactylidae. The record is from RefSeq and is a predicted model, not a curated record.
AUGCUGAACCCCAGCGCCCUGGAUUAUCCAAUGGAUUAUACGGCGGACGGCCACCCCCGGGAGAUGCUGAAGAAGGACCGGCAGCUCAGCCUGGCCCAGGACGAUCGCCACGACAGCGGCCUGGACUCCAUGAAGGAGGAGGAGUACGACCAGUUCGUCCAGGAGCUGAGAGACAUCCGCCUGCAGCCCAAGGAGACCUGCACGGCCCUGCAGAGCGCGCCCUGCCAGCCAGCGCCCGCUUGGAAGCAGCAGGUGACCGAAGACGGAGACACAUUUCUCCAUCUGGCUAUUAUUCAUGAAGAAAAGGCUUUGAGUUUGGAAAUCGUUCGCCAGACAGGAUGUGACAAAGUCUUCCUGAAUUUCCAGAAUAAGCUGGGCCAGACGCCGCUUCACUUGGCCAUGAUCACAGAUCAGCCAGAAAUCGCAGAAACCCUCCUGAAAGCCGGAUGUAACCCAGAGAUCAGAGACUUCCGAGGAAACACACCUCUGCAUAUCACAUGUGAACAGGGAUCUCUGAGGGGUGUCGGUGUUCUCACACAAUAUUCUUCUCAGCACCACCUCAGCUCCCUCCUCCACUUGCGCAACUACAAUGGCCACACAUGUCUCCAUUUGGCAUCUGUUCAAGGGUAUCUGGCCAUCGUUGAAUGUCUCCUGUCCUUCGGAGUGGAUGUCAAUGCUAAGGAACCGUGCAAUGGUAGAACUGCCUUGCAUUUGGCUGUAGAUCUGCAGAAUGAAGAACUGGUGUCACUCCUGCUGAAACAUGGCGCAGAUGCAAACAAAGUCACCUAUCAAGGCUAUUCUCCAUACCAGCUCACUUGGGGGAGAAACAACUCUGUCAUACAGGAACAGCUGAGACCAUUUACCACAUUGGACCUACAAAUGCUGCCCGAAAGUGAAGAUGAAGAUAGCUGUGAAUCAGAAGCGGAGUUCACAGAGGAUGAACUUUUGUAUGACGACUGCGUUAUUGGAGGACGAUUUGUGCCUUGUUAAAGCGAGAGGGUUGCAAACGAAAUGUGAACAAUUACUGAACUCUCACACUGCACAGCGCAGAGCGUGUUGUUGUAACAACAGGUAUCGCAGUCCAAGCAUGAAUUGUGGUUGUCAGACACCUGGAGAAAUCGGGGCUCGUUUGCACCAAAGAGUUGAUUGUCCAAAUAAACGAGCAGAAUGAGAACUAGAGGGUCCAGCUACAUAA